Messenger RNA from Periconia digitata, 750 nucleotides. The record is from the annotation of a GenBank genome assembly. NCBI's taxonomy places the organism in Eukaryota, Fungi, Ascomycota, Dothideomycetes, Pleosporales, Periconiaceae.
AUGCACUCGGCAUUAGUGCGCAUACAGAAUGUGUUCGGGUUCUUCACUACAGUAGCAUUUUCCGUCGCGGCGGUGAUCGCCCUCUCAACCUUCAUACAUCCCCAGAAUCCUUCCAGCUCCAUCGCAUUGAACAACGUGCAGGUGGUGAACGGCCGGCCGCACUACUACAGCUAUAAGAAAGAAGAAUACGCUCACAUCAAGUUCGACUUGGAUGCUGAUCUCAGCUCUCUGUUCAACUGGAAUACGAAACAAGUCUUCCUCUACUUGAAAGCCGUCUACCCCUCGACCAAGCGCGGCGAACCCCAAUCUGAAGCUGUCAUCUGGGACGCCAUCCUCCCAGGCGCUGCUGCACCUUGGAACCAAAACCACUACAUCCACCCGACGCCUAAGACCCAGUCCAAGUUAAAGUCUUCCAAGAAAUCAAAGGACAAGGCUGCGUCGCCAUAUCCCCGCGGCAUCAUCAAGAUCUCCAACCAGCGCCCCAAAUACCAGAUCACGGACAUCACCGGGAAGCUACAGAACAGGACGGAUGUUCGAUUGGAGCUAGGGUGGAAUGUUCAGCCCUGGGUGGGUGCGUUAUUGUGGACAAACUCGCAUGAUUUUGGUACAUGGAAGGCGUUGGAGGGAGGCCAGAGCGAACCGUUCGACUUCCCCGUCAAGGGCAAGAAGACAGAUCUGCGCACGGCAAAGGGCAAGGAGGGUCACAGAUUGAUGGCGGGUGAAGAGCAGCCGGUACGGAAGAGCGGAUGA